Messenger RNA from Cylas formicarius (sweet potato weevil), 1180 nucleotides. Its product is annotated as malate dehydrogenase, mitochondrial-like. The record is from RefSeq and is a predicted model, not a curated record. Gene Ontology annotation, cellular component: mitochondrion; cytoplasm. Gene Ontology annotation, biological process: tricarboxylic acid cycle. The coding region runs from base 149 to 1174 and encodes 341 amino acids. The transcript has 6 exons. Gene Ontology annotation, molecular function: L-malate dehydrogenase (NAD+) activity. Lineage: Eukaryota; Metazoa; Arthropoda; Insecta; Coleoptera; Brentidae.
AAAGAACUGUGCUAUAAAACUGCGUGUGUGUGGGACAGGCAAUAGUACAGUUAAACUGCACAAAUUGGCCUGUGCUAAAAAACUGAGCGUCUGUGGGAGCCUUUAUGUUCAGUCCGGCCCAAUUCGUCACGCGUCCAAGCUUUCGCGCAUGAACAGUGCGGUCCAGUACGGCACCUCGCCACCAGAAAAACAGGUCUGUACCGUGACAAUUCUCGAUGCGUGUCACGCUAUCGGCAGGCACGUCUCCCUCCUCCUCAAGCAAAACUCCUUGAUUACCGAGUUGCGUUUACACGAUCGAGACGCUGCAGUAUGCUGCGUCGCCGAAGAUUUGAGUCAUAUCGACACCCGAACAAGAAUAAAAUCCUACUGCGGCAACGGCGUGUUGAAACACGCGAUAUUAGACUCUGACAUUGUCGUCUGCAUUGGGGGCCCCAGGACGAAGCUGUCCGAGACCCCGCGGGACUUGUUCGAGAAAAACUUGGACGACGUGAGGUCCGUCGCCCUUCACUGCAUAGAAUUCAACCCUAAGGCGGUGCUUUGUAUAGCGAAACCUCCCGUGGAAGCGUUCGUACCAUUGCUGUCGGAGGAGUAUAAACGCGCAGGUGUCUACGACUUUCGUAAAAUCGUCGGUUUGUCGUCGAUACAGUGUAUGAGGGCGAACUACUACACAGCCCUAGUUACCGGACAGGACUGCUCGGAGGUCCGGUGCCCGAUAAUUGGGGGCGUCGCCGAUGAUAGCGUCGUCGCCGUCGUUUCGGCGGCCAGGCCCGCGCGCGUCCACUCGCAACACCACAAAACGAUUCAGGAUCUGCUGUCGAAAUCCGAACGAGAACUGGUUAAAUCGUAUCGGCAGAAUCAAAUAGUUUGUUUGGCGUCUGCGCUGGCCGUGUCCAGGUUCAUCGAUUCGCUGUCGAAGGCGUUAAAUGGCGCGUCAAAUUGCGUGGAGUGUGCGUUUAUUCGUCAAACAGGACACAUCGGCCAAUUUUUGCCUUAUAUGACGUCUAUCGUUAGGCUCGGUCGACAUGGAAUACUGUCGUCCCACAUGCCGAACAUCAGCGGUUACGAAGCCUUUUGCCUUAAAAGGGGAUCGCUGUACGUUAAAGAUUUGAUCAAGCUCGGCGAAUCUUUUGUCACAGGUGCAACGGCGCGCGCAACCUUUAAUUGUGAUAAAUAAAUCUAU